Molecule: messenger RNA, 735 nt
Organism: Zymoseptoria tritici IPO323
Lineage: Eukaryota; Fungi; Ascomycota; Dothideomycetes; Mycosphaerellales; Mycosphaerellaceae
Exons: 2
Coding region: 1-735 (244 amino acids)
Biological process (GO): peptidyl-proline hydroxylation to 4-hydroxy-L-proline
Cellular component (GO): endoplasmic reticulum
Molecular function (GO): procollagen-proline 4-dioxygenase activity; L-ascorbic acid binding; iron ion binding
Source: RefSeq, a predicted model, not a curated record
AUGCCGAAAGCCAAGUCCAAGGGCUCACCAAAAGUUGAGAACCUCGUCUACACAUCCCGAGACCUCGUCUGUCCGCCGUCAAAUUACGACACCCAUAUCUACUCCACCGCUCCUCUGCUCAUCUACAUCGAGAACUUCCUUUCAAACUCUGAAGCCGACCACUUGAUAUCCCUCAGUUCAGACAUCUGGCAGCCAUCCACCGUCUCCAACAAUGGCGCCCUCACCCACGAUCCUAAAGUCCGGCUCUCCGAAAAAGCUGCCAUUCCCCGCGACAGAACAGUACAAUGCAUAGAGUCCCGUGCUCUGUCCUUUCAGGGCUGGCCUCGAGAUACUUUCAUCGAGAAGCUCUGGACCCAGCGCUACAAUGUCUCCGGUCACUACGCUUUGCAUUAUGACUGGUCGUCGGCCAACCCCAACGCGAGGAGGGUGAGUAGUUUCAUGGUCUAUCUUGAGGAUGGAUGUGAAGGCGGCGGGACGAGGUUUCCAAAGCUGAAGGGCAGAGGAGAUGAGAAGUGGUGCAAGUUUGUGGACUGUGGAGCUGAUGAGGAAGGUGUCACCUUCAAGCCCAAGAAAGGUGCUGCGGUGUUUUGGAGGAACUUCGACGAUGAGGGGAGAGGGUACAAGGAGACUGUGCACGCGGGCAUGCCGGUCACGAAGGGCACGAAGAUUGGGUUGAAUGUAUGGUCUUGGUAUCAGGCUGGGCAUAAAGCUCCAGAUGAUGUGGGUGAGCUUUGA